Haemonchus placei is the source of this 894-nucleotide messenger RNA. NCBI's taxonomy places the organism in Eukaryota, Metazoa, Nematoda, Chromadorea, Rhabditida, Trichostrongylidae. The record is from the annotation of a GenBank genome assembly.
AUGGCCCAUAUACGAAAGCUAUUGCCGGUGCUCGGAAAUAAUCUAAGAAAGGGGCAAUGCGGAAAGAUUGCUGUGAUUGGUGGUUCAAUUGAGUACACUGGAGCCCCUUUUUUCGCUGCAAUUUCUGCCUUGAGAUUGGGUGCUGAUUUGGUUCAUGUUAUUUGUGCUCCCGAAGCUGCUCCUGUCAUCAAAACGUUUUCUCCUGAGCUCAUUGUUCAUCCUGGACUUGAACCAGAAAAUGUUCUUCCAAAGCUCGAACGCAUGGACGCAAUUGUUUUUGGACCUGGCUUGGGAAGAAAUGAUCGUCUAAUGCCCCUGGUAACGAGCGUUCUUGAUUUUGUUAAGCGUACCGACGUGCCGUUUGUGGUCGACGCAGAUGGAUUAUGGUUCAUCAAAGAGUCAAUACGUAAUGUGCCAGCCUUACCUUCUGCAAUUUUUACACCAAACCACGUUGAAUUUUCAAGAAUGUGCGAAGCUGCUUUGGAUGUGCAUAAUGACCAGGCUCAGUUACAAGCGAUGGCCUCUCGCUUGAGCAAACAAAUUGGAACAACUUUGUUUGUGAAGGGGCGGGUCGAUAUUAUAACCAAUCCGGGUGGUAAAGUUGUGAUUGGAGAUGAAGAAGGAUGCCCGAGAAGAUGCGGUGGUCAAGGAGACGUGACCAGUGGAACACUGGUUAUCCAUUGUUUUCUUGUGAUGGCGAAAAAAUCUUUGAACUAUCACAUCUUCAGAUUAACUUCCAUAGAUGAUGCGAAGCUAGAGGCCGGUUUGGCAUCUAGCCAGCUGGUUCGCCUUUGUGGAAAGGCUGCCUAUACAGCAAUUGGCAGGUCGAUGAUAACCGGUGAUCUGAUCAAUGAAAUUCCUGCUUUGCUGCGUAAGCUGGAUAGCUCGAAGUAA